AUGGUGCACUUUCCAGGUUUUGAAAUCGAUUCUCUGUAUCUGCCUAAAGUAGUUAAGCCUCGUUGGGGAUAUCGUUACGAUAUCGCCCUUUAUGGUAGGCUUGGACUCCACUGCCACAAUCUUCACAAGGGAACAAACUUUAAGUUUAGGCGAUGGGAAAAGUAUUGUGCUAUGACGAUGGCUGCAUACGUCGACUUCUACUUAACUGCAACGGAUCCAGCCACGGGCUCCGUCUUCUCUUUGCAGACGCUGUUAAGCGAUAUUGGACGUAGACCUGCUGCACACGGUAUCAGAAUUUCGUGGAUGACCUUAGCCUCCAUAAUCAAAUAUACGUGCAUGGGGUCUGUCCUUAACGUGCAAGAAUCAGAGCUGCGUGAGAAUGACUGGCUGCAACUAUUAUUGGAAAUCGCCUUCUUCUCCAAAGCAAAUCGUCGAUUGAGGGCUUCCCUACCGUUGGAGAUGAAGAAGGUAGUUGUAGAAAAUAGAGAAGAAUACACAACAGAGGCGCGUGAGAAGCUCAAGGCAGAUAACGCAAUCUUCAACGCGUUGGGCUGGUUAUCACGAAGCCAUUAUAAGCCAUCAUUAAGAUAG
Molecule: messenger RNA, 591 nt
Organism: Thlaspi arvense
Lineage: Eukaryota; Viridiplantae; Streptophyta; Magnoliopsida; Brassicales; Brassicaceae
Source: the annotation of a GenBank genome assembly